CCGUGGCGUGAUGCGGGACAGAGACAGAGAGAUCGGCCUGCCCUGGGGCAAGCGGGAGAAGGAAGCACCGAAACCGAGCCCAGCCAUCAGCCCUGCUGUAUCACUCCGGCAACAGCAGCAGCCGCAGCCGCCGUCCCCGCUCACUCACGAUGUCUCCGCGCCACGCGUCGCUCCUCCUCGCCUGCCUCGUCCUCUCGGCUCGGCUCAGCGGCUCCAGAGCCGCGCCUCCAAGGCUCGUGCUGGAGCAGGGAGGCCCCCCGGGCGUGGCGGGCAGGCUGCUGGGCGCGCUCGUGAGCGGCUACCUCCGUCCCUCCUCCAGCGACGGCAGAGGGCAUCAGCAUCAGCAGCAAGAGGAUGAGGAGGGGGGGCAGUGGGAGUCGGAGCCCCUGGGAUGGGAUGGCAGCCCCGAGCGGGACCUCGCGGUGUCCAAGCGCUGCGUGGGCCUCAGCACGUGCAUCCUGGCGGACCUCACGGACAAACUACAUCGGCUCAGCGGCACGCGCACCAACGUGGGCGUCGGGACGCCUGGCCGAAAGCGACGCGCGGCCCCCUCUUCCUCCUCCCCCGCCGGGAUCCCCCGGGGAGGCUCCCAGGGCCCGGGGGAGAUCGCCUCCCCCUCCUCCUCCUUCUCCUCGUCCGCCUCCAGCCUCAAGCCGGCGUCGCUCCCACCGCGUGCGGUCUGAACCUGGGGUGGGGGGGGGCGGCGGUGGCUGCUGAAGUCGUUUGCGUUCCGUGCCUCCUUCUUCCCGUCUCUAUCUCUCUCUCUGUUGUUAAAUAUCUGCGACUUUAUUCUAUCUGCGCCCCCACCCACCCAACCAUCCACCAACACCACCCUAGCUGCCCCCACCACCCGCCACGAGUUCGUGUCCCUGAUGGGAGUGUGAGAGAUGCAGCAGGCGCGGGGGUCUUCAUCAUCAUCAUCCACGCGCGUGUCCGGGCGCGUGGAUGAGAGCAAGGAGGCAGGAGUGCUCACCGAGCCGUGACGAGCGCGUGUUUGCGCGUGUCUGUGCGUGUCUGUGUGUGUCUGUGAGGUGUGUCUGUGCGUGUCUGUGUCUCUGUUUUUGAGGGUGGGGAGCGGUAGUGUAGCGGUUAGCGCUACGCUGCACUACGAAUCCGGCGACCCGAGAUCGAUUGCCGCUCACGGCCAACACCAGUGGCGAUUAUCUGAACCGGUCCUGAGCCUCCCCUAGGUCGACUCAGCCUCAAAUGAGUACCUGGUGCGGUGUAUACAAAACAUCGCCGCUGGGGAAACAAAGGCGGUCGGGCGUGGUGCAGGCCACCCACCCCCUCGUGUACCGUGCCGGCCUUCAUAUGUGCUCGCUAACAGCACUUGCCCCAACAGUCUGUUAAGGCUACACCGCGUUACCGGGGUAUGGGCGUAACAGUGGGCCAGCAGGCGGCAGUGCGGGGUGAGGGCCUGACCCGCUGCACAAAAUGAAACCUCUAAAGAGCGGAAUUCAAGGUCAAACGUCUUCAAUGUGGUAGGGCCCUCCUGAAAUAGCGAGUCUUGAGACUCAAUGAGGUUUUUAUUUAUUUCGUUCGUCCUCAAUGGUAAAUAAAGUGUCCGGUGGUAUUGUCAUUUGGCCAACAAUUCCCCACCUCUCGUGCCACGGGGUGAGCUCCGUUCACGAACGCCAAGUCACUCCGAGACGUGCACUCCUCUCCACGUGAUCACCUGCAGCGAUUGAGGUGUUUACUUUGGCGAAGGUGUCAUGUGUAAAAUCGGCGCCCCGUUCUGAAUGUGAUGUACACCAUCUCUCGCUUGCUUGCCCUGCCCCCCUCUCUCUCUGUGUAUGCAUAUGACAUGCAAUUAUAUAUAUAUAAACCCGUAGUCCCGUGCAAGUAUGUGUGCAGCAUUGGUGCAUUACGCGCAUCGCUAUUACAUGCAUAUAGAUCAUGAUUAGUUAUGAUAAUAACAAUACUAAAUGUCAUAGACUGUGAAUAGUCGUAUCUGUGUCGGAUGAUUAUAUAAAACGGCUACGUGUGCUGAUGAUGCUGAGUCCAAUGCACAUGCCUUCCAAAUACACACGCGCACGCACGCGCACGCACGCGCGCGAACACAGAAGACGACGAUGAUGCUGCGUGUAA
Messenger RNA from Lethenteron reissneri (Far Eastern brook lamprey), 2088 nucleotides. Its product is annotated as calcitonin-1-like. Lineage: Eukaryota; Metazoa; Chordata; Hyperoartia; Petromyzontiformes; Petromyzontidae. The record is from RefSeq and is a predicted model, not a curated record. Gene Ontology annotation, molecular function: hormone activity. Gene Ontology annotation, cellular component: extracellular region.